CUUGUCUCACUCAGGUUUCCUUUCUUUACUAAUCUUUUCCCUAGCACCUUCGGCCUCAGGCGUGCAAUCACUUGGUGUGCCCACUUCCCUUUAAAGUGCAAGAACAACAGAAGGGCAGCAUGAGUAAGUGGAGCACCUUAGACCAGCUCCUAGAAAAGGCUCAACCCUACUCUGGAGCUGGAGGAAAGAUAUGGCUGCAGAUCCUUUUCAUUUUCCGGAUUCUGCUCCUGGAGACUGCCAUCGAGUCAGCCUGGAGUGACGACCAGCUCAAUUUCCAUUGCAACACUCUGCAGCCUGGUUGUGAAAAUGUCUGCUAUGACCAAGCUUUCCCGAUCUCUCACGUGCGCCUCUGGGUCCUACAGAUCAUAUUCGUGUCCUUGCCUACACUCUUAUACCUGGCAUACGUGUUCUAUGUCAUUCGGCAGAAAGAGAAGUCGAAGAAGCAAGAGAAGGAACUUGGAGUUGCUCGCUUUGAUGGUGCCAAUGUGGAAAUGCACUGGCAGAAAAUUGAAGUAAAGAAGCCCAAGUGUGGCAGUGAAGAACAUAGUAAGGUGAAAGUUCAGGGCAGGUUGCUGCUAACCUACAUACUCAGUAUCUUCUUCAAGUCUGUCUUUGAGGUGGUCUUUGUGCUGAUCCAGUGGUACAUUUAUGGAUUUACCCUGAAGGCAGUUUACAUUUGUGAACACUCUCCUUGCCUGCAUCAGGUGGACUGCUUCCUCUCUCGCCCCACAGAAAAAAGCAUCUUCAUGCUCUUCAUGAUGGUGGUAUCUCUGGUAUCUUUAGUCUUGAAUAUAAUCGACCUGAUCCAAGUCUUAUUUAACACCAUUAAGAAUUGUGUGAGAGAUGAGGAUGAGUUUUACUAUGGUACAGCUGAUCUACAGAGCCUUUCCCAUGACUCCUCACCAAGUGUUCUCACUACCAUGGUUCCUAAGGAUCAGGUGGUUUCUGUGAAACAUUCUUCAGUCUAUGUUUAAAGUGAGCAAAACUAUGUCAGUUACAGUGCAUAACAGAGUCAAAGUGGGGAAGGACAGGCAGGAAGUAUCCUUUCUGGCUUGCACUCGGCCUUGUCUUCACUCUGAUGAUAAGCAGAAUUUUCAAAGGGUUUGGGUGGAGAGAAAAGCAAAACAAAGAUACUGAACACUAGUGUUAGAGUAGCAGAUAUACAGCAGUAGUAGUGGUCAUGACAAUAGCAGCCUGAUAUCCUAGAUAUUGCAAUUUGGGCUUGAAAACAUUGUGAUUUUGCUUGGUUGCUAAAGGGAAUCAAAGUGUAGUAGAAAGCGUACCCAUGCUUCAGUACAGAUGAUGUCCAAUGGCCUCAAUUGUAAAAACUAGCAAAUACAAAGACAUUAGACCACGGGAUCUGGGAUAGGAAGUGGAAGAGACAAGUAACCAAGACAUGUGUUACUAUUUAAAGGGCUUGAUUCUGGAGGCUUAGGCAUCCAGCUCAUUGGUAGAUGAUUUGUCUAGCAUGUGUAAGAACUCAAGUAGCACAAGAAUAAAAAGAUAGUAACUUAAACAAAUGAACUAAAUAAAUAAAAUGAUUGACUCAAAGAACUUCUAGUCCAAAUAUAACUUGUAUUAGGCAAUGCAUAAGGGCCUUUCUUCUCCCUUAUUACCUUAGAAUGGUUCUGUGUAUGGGGAAGAGUGAUUUAUUAUUUAUCCAUAGAAGUAGAUAUGGUG
Messenger RNA from Onychomys torridus (southern grasshopper mouse), 1680 nucleotides. Its product is annotated as gap junction alpha-6 protein-like. The transcript has 2 exons. The record is from RefSeq and is a predicted model, not a curated record. Gene Ontology annotation, cellular component: connexin complex. Gene Ontology annotation, biological process: cell communication. The coding region runs from base 120 to 974 and encodes 284 amino acids. NCBI's taxonomy places the organism in Eukaryota, Metazoa, Chordata, Mammalia, Rodentia, Cricetidae.